AUGACACUGUACGGAACUUCUGACGCUCUGAUGUGCAGGGCGUUCCCCACAACACUAAGGGGACCAACCCGCACGUGGUACGGCGGCCUGAGGACCGGGACCGUCGCCUCAUUCGACCAGCUCGCUAGAGACUUCGAGCUCAACUUCUUAGCCAGCGCACGGCCGAAACCAUCCAUUGCCUUGCUUCUCGGACUACACCAGAGGGAGGACGAGUCCCUCUCCCACUUUGUGAACCGUUUUGCCAUGCAGAUCCGUGGAUUAUCCGACGCUCACCCCUCUCUGUUGAUGCAGGCGUUCAUGACGGGACUACGACCUUCCCGAUUCUUCUGGUCCCUGAGAUGCUUCAACGGGCGAACCAGUUCAUCGCGACUGAGGCUUGGUUGGCCGGAAAGUAGGAAAAGCACACGAGGGUUAGACCGAAGCCGGCUCGCGGGCAGCAGCCUGCCGCGACUAGGCGUAGGCUGGACCAAUCCGACCUACCCACUCCGAGGCCUCCUAUGCCCCCCCCUAGGUGCAUCUCGAACGGAGAUAUUUCUCCAGAUAAAGGAGAGAGGGUUACUCAGGGCUCCCGUUCCGAUGAAAAACCCGCGAGAGCUCGCCGACCAGUCCAAGCGUUGCCACUUUCACAAGCAAAACGAGCACGACAUAGAAGACUGCCGCGAACUGAAGCGGCAGAUCAAGGAGCUUGUCCGCGGGGGGCACCUCAAUCGGUACGUCCGACAUAACGGGGAGCCCUCGCCUCUCCCGGAGGGCGCCGUGGAGCACCACAUCGAUGUCAUCACCGGAGGACCGGCGGUUGGGGGAACCAGUAUGUCAGGGAGAAAGGCAUACGCCCGUUCCGUCAGGAUCGACGCUCCCCAACGUGGUCCCGACCCCAAGGUCGCAUUCCCUCCCGAGGACGUCCAGCCACCGGAGCACGACGACGCACUUGUGAUAAUGGCCCGGAUCGCUAACGCCCAGGUGAGGAGAAUCAUGAUUGACACCGGGAGCUCAGUCGACGUGCUCUAUCUGGACGCCUUCCAGAAGUUGGGGCUAACCAAAGAAUCCCUAAAACCAAUCUGCUCGGCGCUCACGGGGUUCACCGGCGAUUCUGUCUCGCCAUUGGGGACUGUUACCUUGCCCCUCACCUUGGGAGCGUCGCCCCGAACAAAGACAGUGAUGUCCACCUUCUUGGUGGUAGAUCUUCCUGUCGCCUACAACGCCAUCCUCGGCCGCCCCACCCUCAACAAAAUCAGAGCUAUAGUCUCCACCUAUCAUCAAACGGUGAAGUUUCCUACCCCCGCCGGGACAGGGGAAGUUUGGGGAAGCCCCAGAGAGUCCAGGCGAUGCUACUUGACGACGGUCUCGCUAAACAAAAGGGCGAGGACCGGCCAGCCUUUGGAGGAUCCGAGAGAAGAGAAGCGGCCGACACCACACCCAGAGACGAUGACGCCCACUUGCGACGUGCCAUUGAUGGUGGAUCGCCCGGAUCAGACGGUCCAGGUCGGGUCGGGACUCCCCGGGCAAGAGCGAGAGCAGCUCGUCGGUUUCUUACAGGAGAACGCCGAUGUCUUCGCCUGGGCGCCAUCCGAAAUGACCGGCGUCGACCUUGAGACCGCCCAGCAUCACCUGAAUAUAUCACCUGACGCCCGGCCGGUAAAACAGAAACCACGACGACAAGCCCCCAAUAGGUAG
Messenger RNA from Musa acuminata AAA Group (dessert banana), 1674 nucleotides. RefSeq lists its product as uncharacterized. The coding region runs from base 1 to 1674 and encodes 557 amino acids. NCBI's taxonomy places the organism in Eukaryota, Viridiplantae, Streptophyta, Magnoliopsida, Zingiberales, Musaceae. The transcript has a single exon. The record is from RefSeq and is a predicted model, not a curated record.